GCCGGUUGCAACCACCACUACAUUAACACAGCAUCAGCAGCCACUACCACCACAACACAUCACCAAUAACCACCUCACAAACUCAUUCCACCCCGACAAAACCACUAAUAAGCCAUGAAGUUCACUGCCACCGCUCUCGGCCUCCUCGCCACCAUCGCCACGAACCAACGCCGCCAUGUCCACGUGCUCAAAGAAGAUUGCCUUGGGCCUGACCAACAUCUACGAGAACGGCGACACCGCCUUCCACUACGACUACUGCGAGAACAUCAAUGGAUGGCCGUGGCUUCACUGCCGGUAUCGCCGGCUUCUGCACAGGCACUUCGGACGCAUGGGUCGUGCUGCAGGAGUACCACAAGCUGACCGGCGGCAAGGAUGCGUUCAGCAAGUACGACGCCGUCAUGAAGAAGCUGGACCAGUCGAACAGCGGCUCGGUCAGCGGGCUGGACGGCUACUGUUCGGUGUGGAGCAAGCUGGGCAAGUCGGAUGCAAAGUUCCGCGCAGCGCAGGACAAGGUGCGCGACGAGAUGUACUUUGACCCGUCGCAGAAGCUGGCGGACAAGCUGGGCGCGCAGCUCGACGUGACCCGUGCUCAGCUGUACGACACGACAAUCCAGCACGGCGAUGGCUCGGAUCCUGACUCGGUUGGUGCGCUGAUCAAGAAAACCAGUGCCUCGUUCAAGGCUGACGCAAAGGGCUCGUCAGGCAGCACGCUCAAGAUCAACGGCCACAAUGUCGACGAGAUCGUCUGGCUGACCAAGUUCCUGCAGGUGCGCAUGGACGACUUGAAGAACCCGCACAACAAGGAGACACAGAAGGAGUGGGCCAAGAGCGUCACUCGUGUCAAGUCGUACCAGUACGUGGUUGCCCAGAAGCAGUACAAGUGGGGUAGUACGAUCAAGGCUCUCAACAACGACGGCAAGGCUACCACUGUCAAGUGCUAG
Messenger RNA from Linderina pennispora, 941 nucleotides. Its product is annotated as lysozyme-like protein. Gene Ontology annotation, molecular function: chitosanase activity. The coding region runs from base 270 to 941 and encodes 223 amino acids. Lineage: Eukaryota; Fungi; Kickxellomycota; Kickxellomycetes; Kickxellales; Kickxellaceae. Gene Ontology annotation, cellular component: extracellular region. Gene Ontology annotation, biological process: carbohydrate metabolic process. The record is from RefSeq and is a predicted model, not a curated record. The transcript has a single exon.